Molecule: messenger RNA, 1062 nt
Organism: Apodemus sylvaticus (European woodmouse)
Lineage: Eukaryota; Metazoa; Chordata; Mammalia; Rodentia; Muridae
Gene: Gnat1
Product: G protein subunit alpha transducin 1
Exons: 8
Coding region: 10-1062 (350 amino acids)
Biological process (GO): adenylate cyclase-modulating G protein-coupled receptor signaling pathway
Cellular component (GO): heterotrimeric G-protein complex
Molecular function (GO): G-protein beta/gamma-subunit complex binding; GTP binding; G protein-coupled receptor binding
Source: RefSeq, a predicted model, not a curated record
GCUGGGACCAUGGGCGCCGGGGCCAGCGCUGAGGAGAAGCACUCCAGAGAGCUGGAAAAGAAACUGAAGGAGGAUGCUGAGAAGGAUGCCCGGACCGUGAAGCUGCUGCUUCUGGGUGCUGGUGAAUCCGGAAAAAGCACUAUUGUCAAACAGAUGAAAAUUAUCCACCAGGACGGGUAUUCGCUGGAAGAAUGCCUCGAGUUCAUUGCUAUCAUCUACGGCAACACUCUGCAGUCCAUCCUGGCCAUCGUGCGGGCCAUGACCACGCUCAACAUUCAAUAUGGAGAUUCAGCCCGGCAGGACGAUGCCCGCAAGCUGAUGCACAUGGCCGAUACUAUUGAGGAAGGCACAAUGCCCAAGGAGAUGUCAGACAUCAUUCAGCGCUUGUGGAAGGACUCGGGUAUCCAAGCUUGCUUUGACCGAGCCUCAGAAUACCAGCUCAAUGACUCCGCUGGCUACUACCUUUCAGACCUAGAGCGUCUGGUGACUCCAGGCUACGUGCCCACCGAGCAGGACGUGUUGCGCUCUCGUGUCAAAACCACUGGCAUUAUCGAGACUCAAUUCUCCUUCAAGGACCUCAACUUCAGAAUGUUCGACGUGGGCGGGCAGCGUUCCGAGCGCAAGAAGUGGAUCCACUGCUUUGAGGGUGUGACCUGCAUCAUUUUCAUCGCCGCGCUGAGCGCUUACGACAUGGUGCUGGUGGAGGACGACGAAGUGAACCGAAUGCACGAGAGCCUGCACCUGUUCAACAGCAUCUGCAAUCAUCGCUACUUCGCCACAACGUCCAUCGUGCUCUUCCUCAACAAGAAGGACGUUUUCUCCGAGAAGAUAAAAAAGGCACACCUCAGCAUCUGCUUCCCGGAUUACGAUGGACCCAACACUUACGAAGAUGCCGGCAACUACAUCAAAGUGCAGUUCCUGGAGCUUAACAUGCGACGCGAUGUGAAGGAGAUCUAUUCCCACAUGACGUGCGCUACCGACACACAGAACGUCAAGUUUGUCUUUGACGCCGUCACCGACAUUAUCAUCAAGGAGAACCUCAAAGACUGCGGGCUCUUCUGA